Saccharomyces cerevisiae S288C is the source of this 855-nucleotide messenger RNA. RefSeq lists its product as uncharacterized. The record is from RefSeq and is marked reviewed. Lineage: Eukaryota; Fungi; Ascomycota; Saccharomycetes; Saccharomycetales; Saccharomycetaceae. Gene Ontology annotation, cellular component: plasma membrane. Bases 1 to 855 code for a protein of 284 amino acids. The transcript has a single exon.
AUGCUUUACUCCAGAGAAUCAAGGACAACCGUCCUUUUCCUUGCGUUGGUUACCUCCCUAACCGUACUUUGUCACUCGGUCGAUGUAACAACUGUAUUUACUACGUCAACAAUCACCGAAAUCACAACUGUGACUGCCGCACCGCAACCACAAAACAAAGCGGAAACCGCUUUGAAUACUGCUACUAACAUAAUUCAAACCAUGCAGUUUCUUUUCAACUGCGCACCAUUUAAGUGGAAGGGUCCUUUGAAAAUAACUUCUUGUGCGCUGAACUUUAUUGUCCUACUACUCACCGCUUGGGGCUAUCUUCUGAAGUAUCUGCAGGAAAAUAAGCUGAAUAGCGAUGCUGAUAUGGAAAAAAUGGUAGGACUGGGAUUUGGGGAAAUGGUCGGCAGAAUCUUCGGAAAGGGUGUCGGGAAAGCUUUUACUAAAAUGGAUAUCACUCAGAAACUAGUGUACCCGUUCGAAGGAAGCAACCGGCAGAAAUGUCUACUCAUGACCGUCGGAGAAAACUCGAUAGUGCCAUUCCACGAUUUGUUUACAGAGAUAUGCUUUGACCAGUACACUCUGGACUCGCUAUCCCACCACAACCAUGGGAGUAUUUCGAUUUUAGAUGCUGGAUCAGUGAGCGCCUUGGGGUUCGCGGAUAUUUCAUCGAAAAUGCCCUCUGUAAGCGAACUAUACACACUUUUUGGAGAUUAUACGAUAGAAGUACUGGGCGGCAUCACUAAACUGGCUUCAACUCUUAACAGAGAGGACUGGCAGGGGGAAAGAAACGGGUUCGCGGUUUUAUCGAGAGACCGGCCUAACCAGACGUUACUAAGCGUCCAUAUGUACUCUUCAAGCUUGCUAUAG